AUGUUUCCAACCCCAGAUUUAUCUCAUUUUACUCGAAAUGAUUACAGUCAAAUCUAUGAACCGGACGCUGAUUCAUUUCUUCUUCUUGACGCUUUAGAAUUAAAACUAAAUGAAAUUCUCGAACUUAAACCUCUUAUUGUACUUGAAUUUGGCUCUGGUUCAGGUAUAGCAACAACAUUUGUUGCUAAAAAUUUUUGUUUAACACCAUCUCUAUUUUUUGCUAUUGAUAUUAAUCCAUAUGCAUGCUAUUCAACGAAAAGAACAUUCGAACAAAAUAAUCUUCAUCAUAAACAUUGUUUAAAUAUCGUUCAAUGUAAUUUAACUGAUCCUUUAAUUGAACGUUUAUCAUCAAAAGUUGAUUUAAUACUUUUUAAUCCACCUUAUGUUCCAACAGAAACGUCAGAUGUUAAAGAAGUUAUUGAAAGAACGUAUGCAGGUGGUAAACAAGGUAUUGAAGUCAUAGAAAAAGCUAUUGAACAAGCAAGUCGAUUACUUUCUUCUAAAGGUUUAUUUUAUAUGGUAGCACUUGAAGAAAAUAAUUUUGAUACAUUAAAAGAAUUAGCUAAUCAAGUCGGAUUGAAUAUUGAUAUUAUUCUCAAACGACGAACACUUAUUGAAAGAUUAUUUGUUGUAGAAUUUCAACGACAGUGA
Messenger RNA from Rotaria socialis, 651 nucleotides. The record is from the annotation of a GenBank genome assembly. Lineage: Eukaryota; Metazoa; Rotifera; Eurotatoria; Philodinida; Philodinidae.